Topomyia yanbarensis is the source of this 4338-nucleotide messenger RNA. It is a transcript of the gene DCTN1-p150, whose product is annotated as dynactin subunit 1. The record is from RefSeq and is a predicted model, not a curated record. Gene Ontology annotation, biological process: nuclear migration; establishment of mitotic spindle orientation. NCBI's taxonomy places the organism in Eukaryota, Metazoa, Arthropoda, Insecta, Diptera, Culicidae. Bases 226 to 4059 code for a protein of 1277 amino acids. Gene Ontology annotation, cellular component: axon; microtubule associated complex; spindle pole. The transcript has 11 exons.
UGUCAACAAACUGACACAACACGGAUUUUUCAUUCGAUAUUAAAAUUUUCAAUAAGCGCUAAUGUUAUUCUGUAAUCAUUAUUCGUGAAUAAUUGAGUUUUUACUAUUUUGAACUAAAAGAAUAGUGAAUAUAAUCAUCAGCUGCAAUUUACUAGAAAAAAUAGUAACAACAAAGGAAACAAUUACAGCACAUCUUUACUAGCCCAAAAUUCUUACGGGGGUGUGAUGACUGAAAAGCUGUUAAAAGUUGGCCAGCGAAUCGAAGUCGCCGGCAAAGAUGUACGGGGCUCGAUUGCCUACGUAGGAAUGACCUCAUUUGCGAAUGGCAAAUGGGUUGGCGUCAUACUCGAUGAACCGAAGGGGAAAAAUAACGGAUCGAUUAGGAAUAUGACGUACUUUACGUGCGAGGAAAACUAUGGCAUGUUCGUUCGUCCCACGCAGCUAGUAUUUUUGGACGACGCUGGCAAUCCGAUCGAAAGCGGGGAGGUGCAAACACCCGAGGAAAAGCCACGGUCGCGGUUAAGCAGUGCUAAGCGUGUCCUCUCUAAACCGAAUGCCGGAUCUGUUCGGUCGCUAGCGUCUAUGCCCGGCUCGACGACCUCUUUUGCAGCGAAACCAACUGCUGUACGCCGUAAGUCACCCGUCAAGCAGCCCCAGUCGAAGCGUGCCUCCAUGACCAUGACACUCUCAUCGUCCAGUUCUCGUUUAUCGUUGAACCGCAGCAGCAGCUCCUUGGGUUCCAAAACUCAGCUAACAUCACCAGGAAAUGAUCGACCUGGCGGCGGUUCCGGUAUGUCCUCGAUCCCUACGCCGGUGUCAUCGAUCCCAACGAUGAUGAAGACAGGCGAUCGCUACGACUCGCUACACAAAUCGCACAUCAGUCCACCAGAAUCACUACAAACCUCCAAGCGUGCUUCGUUCGUUGAAACCGGUUUCGUCGAGACGCUAAAGCCCCAGUUUACCCCAGGUCAGUCACUGACAUCCCCUUCGCCGGCUCCCUCCACCGAAGAUCGCAUUCACUUGCUACAACUACAGCAGGAGAUUGAAGACAUGAAGAUGCAAAACAAGGACCUGGUGGAGAAACUUGAGACGCUUAAGUUACGCCGUACCGAGGACAAAGAGCGUCUUCGCGAGUUUGACAAGAUGAAAACCCAGUAUGAACAACUGGUGGAGUUCAAAAGUAAAAUCAUGGAAGCACAUUCGCAGUUACAGCGUGACUAUCAACGGGCCAAGCAGGAUGCCAAGGAUGCACUUGAAGCACGUGAUUUACACAUUGAAGAAAUGGCUGAACUGUCGGAAAAUGUGGAAUUGAUCACGCUCGAUAAAGAGAUGGCCGAGGAAAAGGCAGACACAUUGGCACUCGAGCUGGAAACGGCUAAAGAGAGAAUAGAAGAAUUGACUUUGGAUUUCGAGAUUUUGAAAACGGAGAUGCAAGAAAAAUAUGCCAAUAGUGGUACGAUUGGAGAUGGCGCCGGAACUGGAACGUCUACGUACGAGUUCAAGCAGCUGGAGCAGCACAAUGUGAGACUGCGGGAGACGUUGGUACGUUUGAGAGAUCUUUCCGCGCAUGAAAAGCAUGAGAUUCAAAAGUUGGAGAAAGAAUUGGAAACCAAGAAAUCAGAAGUCGCCGAAUUACAACGUACCAAAGAGAAGCUCUCGGGGAAGAUUGAUGAAUUGGAAGCUCAAGUCAGUGAUCUCCAGGAACAGGUUGAUGCUGCUCUAGGAGCUGAGGAAAUGGUUGAACAGUUAGCUGAAAAGAAGAUGGAGCUGGAGGACAAAGUUAAGGCUCUCGAGGAAGAGGUAGCAGAACUUGAAGCUUUGGAAGAGGUACACGAACAACUGGUGGAAAGUAAUCAUGAGUUGGAGAUGGAUAUGCGCGAGGAAUUGGAUAUGGCUCACGCAGCUAAACGUGAAGCCGUUCGCGAGAAGGAAGCAGUUCUGGAGACUAUAGUCGAUCGCGAUCAAACCAUUCUUAAAUUCCGGGAACUUGUUCAACGGCUGAAUGAUCAAUGUCAAGAAUUACGCGAGAAACUUAAUCAGGAAUCUAGUAAGGUGGUUAAAGAUACAAUCACGGAAACGAUCGACUUUAAGCAAAUGUUUGCCGAGUCUAAGGCCUUCACAAGGGCAAUCGAUUUGCAGCUGCGUCAGAUCGAGCUAACCCAGGCGAAUGAACACGCCAAAUACCUGACCGCCUUUAUGCCGGAAGUAUUCAUGGCACGUGGUGGUGACCACGAUGCUAUCCUCGUAAUUUUGCUGGUGUCACGUAUCGUAUUCAAAUCCGGCAUCAUUGUCAGUCAGGCUAGGGAACGUUUCUCAGCGGUUUCACAAAUCGACCGCACUGCAAUCGUCAGUGGUCACGAAGUGUACCAGUUUAGAUUCCGUUCGCGACUGCUGCACCACGUGCACAAUUUGCAAACCAUAAUGCACCAGUUCCUGUACGGCUUGACGGCCUGUCAGCCGGACACGCUGCUAAAGAUCGGAUCCUCGCUGCCGGAAAUGCAAGCCCAGGAGAAAAUGGUUGACGAAAUUGUGGAUCUGCUCAAGGCCAAUCAACUGGACGAAAACUCGUCGACCGAUAAUCUUGAGAAAUGCGUCACCUUCUUUAAUGCAAUGUACUUGGUGCUGCUGUCCGGUGAAGACCUACUGAACGAAACUCAGAUUGUACGGGACUGCACUGCUUCUAUCUCGGCUGCUUGUGAUUCGAUCUUAACCGAUGCGGCCGUGAUGAAAACGCUGAUUCAGGGCGGCGAUGAAACCAGCGACUCCGGCCUCCUCAUGCAAUAUAUCGUCCAGAACGUGGAAUCGGUGAAGCAGCAACUCAAACUGGUCAAGCGCCGCUUGCCCCAGGAUGUCAGCGUUACCAAGUGUAAUCUGUCGAUGAACACGUUACAGAAUCUGAAGAAAACCGCAGAAUCGCUAAACAGGCUGAUGAGCGUUAUGUUCUUCAGUGCCAAGGAAGUCAUCCAGAUGGUGACAGCCGACUCGGAAACGGAAGUGUCGGUAUCUCACGAGAAACUGUGGGACAUCAUGUCCAACGCUUGCGAAAGGAUCUACGAACAGGACGAUUUGGGUCCUUCGCAAAACAUUCGCACAGUGUUGAGUAAAACUAGCACGGACAUGAGUCAGCUGGCCCAGUACUUGCUGGAUCAUGAGUACGAAAUUAUGUCCGGAGCGACCCCGAAACCAGAGGAGAAACCGGUAGCUCCAAUCAUUCUCCGUGCACAAGCCGUUAAGAAACAGUUGGAAGAAACCAAGACACUAACAGCCACGCUCGAAAACCGCGAGGCUGAAAUCCGGCAGCUUAAGCUGGCUGCCAAACUUAAACAAAACGAGCUAUCGGAAAUGCAAAUUCGGAAAGAUUUGGCCGAGAAAAAACUAUCGGUGCUACAGCAAGAUCACGAAGCGAACGCAGCUCGUCUACAGAAACAGUACGACGAAGUCUGCCAGCGCUUGAAGCAGAAAGAAAAAGAGUUCGAAGACACAAUGGACCAUCUGCAGAACGACAUCGAUUCUUUGGAAAAUGAAAGAACCAGUCUUCGCGAUAAACUUAAAUCGUACAGCUCGAAGAAGGGUGAUCUUAAGACAACAACUGCUCUUGACAUUUCCGCAAGCUCUCCAUACAUCGCCCAGGAGCUUUCGUUGCUCAAGAAAGCCUUCAAGGAGGAACGCUCGGAACGGCUGAAGGUACAGGCAAACGAGUACAAGAAAAUCCUGUCCAACCUGGAACCACUGCACGUGCCGCAACCGAAAGAUGAACGCAUCGAAGAGCUGGAGAAAGCAGUUACCAAAGUUAAGCAUGAUUGGAUCAUGUCGCUGGUGCGAGGAGCCGAGAUACCUGCUACUCGAACUGCACACGGCAAUAUUUCCAAGACUAUUAUCGAUCAUGAGAAUCAACAGAAACGGGACCAGCGAGAAAUUAAAUCGAAAGCCGAACAGUUGGCUUUUGAGAUCAUGAACGAAUACCUCAGCCGGAACCCGCACCGUGCUACCCGCGGGGACUUUGCAGUGUUCCCUUCGACGGAGUUGGCAACCGCUUUCAAGGCAAAUAUUAAAGUAUAAAUGAUUCGCUUCAUACUUAGGUAAGUCAAGCAAUGGCGGCAAGUCUAGUUGCUUACUUACCCGGCUGGCUGUAAUACUGAUAUUUUAUAUACUUAGUUAACAAUUCGAAGGCAUCAGUUCUGCAUCAACGAUGUCUUCUGCGACAGUUAUUCUUAUUCCAUUAGUCAUGUUCGUUCUGAAAAUACAAUCCAAUCCAUGCUUUACGUAUUUAUUUUAUCCAAUGCAACGCAUAAAUUAUAUAGCAAUCAUAACGUAAAAUAUAUAACGUUUCGAGAAAAA